Messenger RNA from Huiozyma naganishii CBS 8797, 1068 nucleotides. It is a transcript of the gene FAF1, whose product is annotated as Faf1p. The coding region runs from base 1 to 1068 and encodes 355 amino acids. Gene Ontology annotation, cellular component: nucleolus. The record is from RefSeq and is a predicted model, not a curated record. The transcript has a single exon. Gene Ontology annotation, biological process: maturation of SSU-rRNA from tricistronic rRNA transcript (SSU-rRNA, 5.8S rRNA, LSU-rRNA). NCBI's taxonomy places the organism in Eukaryota, Fungi, Ascomycota, Saccharomycetes, Saccharomycetales, Saccharomycetaceae.
AUGAAAGGGUCCGAUGGGGAAAGUGAUUACUUGAAGCAGCUUGAAGCUCAGAGGAAAGCAUUCGAGGCUCAAUUCGGGUCUUUGGAAUCGAUGGGAUUUGAGGACAAGACUAAACAUGUCUCAGAAGAUGGGAGUGCCGAUCCCGCCUCAGAUUCUUCUGAACACAGUUCUGAGGAAUCUGCAAACGAUAGGGAAAAUGAAGAGGCAAGCAGUUCUGAAGAUGAAAACGUUGAUAUACCUGUAGUGGUACCCAGCGGCAUGGGCGCUUCGCAGACCGCCAAAAAGAACAAGCCAAAGACGAUCAAGUUUGACGGUCCCAGUGAUACGUACGUCCCGUUAAGUAAACAGGAACAAAAACUAGUGAGAAGCGGUAAAACUCUGUCACACAUCGCCAAACAGGCGGCCAAGAGAGACGCUACGAAGAAACCGGUCACGGAGGACGACAACUUGGAGGAAGAGAAUUUGGCGAAGGACGUUGAAUUGCAACAGUUUCUAAGCGAAUCGCACUUACUGAGUGCGUUUAGUAACGGCAUAGGCUCCAACAAUCCUACGAGCGGUGUUGGGUUAACUUUGGAGAGUCUUUCUAAUGGGAACCAGCAGUCCGUGGUGUACCAUGACGAUGAGGUGAUGGGCAAAGCGCGGAUGAAAACGCUGGAGGCACGGCUGCGGGGUGUCUCCUCGGCUAACGGGCGAGACAAGAAGGUGAACAAACUGGAGAAAGUGCCCAUGCACAUCCGCAGAGGAAUGAUUGACAAGCACACGAAGCGGAUCGCGCAGUAUGAGAGGGAUGCCGCCGAGGGCGGCAUCAUCUUGUCAAAGGUGAAGAAGGGCCAGUUCCGUAAGAUCGAGGCCACGUACAAGAAAGACAUCGAGCGCCGUAUCGGUGGUAGCAUACGGAACAAAGACCUGGAGAGAAGCGCCAAGAGGGAGCGCGGUCUACGGAUAAACAGCAUCGGCCGGUCCACCAGGAACGGUCUUGUUGUUUCUAAGGACGAAAUCGCCCGAAUCAACGGCACAAACUCGAACACGGGCAAAAACCAGAAGCAGGGCAAGCGUCGUCGUCGCUGA